CGGCUAAUGAGCCCCUGCUUCUUCGGGAUCACGCUCCAACAAGGGGCACAACUCAUCGCUGCCAUAAAUAUCGUUUUGGGGGUCUGGUUCGUCAUCAUCUUUACCUUGUAUUGCGUCACGAUUGGAGCUGAAGUUAAUGAAGUCGCCGGGGGCGAACUUACCGGUAUGAUUAUCGCGUACUGGGUGAUCGUUUGCGUCCUCGUCUUUAUCAGUGCCAUCAUGAAUUUUAUCCUCUUGUUCAAGGGGGCAAAUGAGAGGUCACCCAAAAAGGUGAAAUUCUUUCUCAUCGCGCUGGUCGUCAUCGUCGUGGUGGGAUUUAUCGCCACCCUCGUGCGACACUUUUCCAUCGCCACGUUCUUCAUCACGUUGCUGUCCGACCUGCCCGUCGUGUACGAGUUGUGGGUCGUGUACUGCUUUUACAAGGAGAUUUCCAACGUGGAUCAGUACACUGGAGAAACCGGAGGAAAUUAUCAGGAGCCGUAAACACAUAUUUGAUUAAAACAGUUCAAAGUUUCAAUAAUUUUACUUAUUACGUGUCACUGAGCGGGUUCACGUCAACCUUUGUAACUUUGUGUGUCAGUAAAUGGUAACGAAACGACAUCAUGAGCGAGGCAUAAUUUUUGGAGAAUUUACAUAUGUACACACAUCGUUUCCAAAGUUGACGAUGUGAACUCGCUCAAUGAAUAAUUUAUAAUUCCUCUGCUCAUUAAGUUAAUUAAUCGUGUAUGUAAAUAUUUAUUCGAGCUGAAGAAGAAGAAAAUGGAGAAGAAAAUCAUAGUGCGAAUAAUUGUUGCCACUUAUCAUCGUUAAAAUUAAGACAAAUUGUGCAAUAUUAUGUACGUGGAAUUGUGUUCUACAUAUUUUUGUGAGGGAUGCUGACUAGCAUGCGUCAGAAUUCGAGCAGUGGUGCGGAGAGAAUUUAUUAUGGGAUAUUUUAUUUUAUUGAUAAUAAUACAUAAUUGAAAUCAGAUCAAUAAUUCAAUAAAACUAAUUCCAGUGUUGUGAAAAAUUUGGUGCUUUAUUUCAGUUGGCAAUGUAAAUGAUGACGAAAAAUGGCUUCGGAAAAUUUGUACUUGCAAAUGAAAGUGGUGAAAGAGUUCAAUUAAGGGUCGAAUGAAAAAGUUGGGUGAAAGCUCUUCAUCCUUGAAGUUUUAGGAAAUUUUACCAAAUUUGUGACUUAAAAAUUUUAAAUUUCCACACACGCUUGACUUUGACUCCCCCAGGAAUAAAAAGUCGUCCUAAAAUAAUACUAUUCGCCUCGCCAAGAAAAACUACCAAUUAACAAAAACUAAUUAUCGAGCACGACAUGAGGUUAAAUUUAACAUAUUUGACAUGUGUGCAUUAUUUAUUUGCCGCGUCUUGAAUUAGCCUGAUAAAUGACAAGUAUUGGAACUAAUAAGCAAUUACACAUCGAAUAAAGUUGACGCGACUCUGGAGGAGACGACGCCCAGAAAACAAUGACAAUUGGUUAGCAGACUCUCGUCCACAAACUGUUAUGCCAAAGAUCCGACAUGAGGGGACAUGCCAGGUUCGGGACACUUCUAUUAUUAGGAUACUGAGUACGAGAGAAAGAGAGAGAGAGAGAGGUGUUCAGUAUGGAUUUAGCUUUAGGAUAAGUGUGGCUUGAGCCAUGGUCUUAGUUAAGGAUAAGUAGUCAGAGUUAUGGAAAUAAAGGAAAGUUUAAGAAAAACAUCCCGAAUCUGUCGACCACGGUUAUUCCGCACCCCUCAUAGCCAUCGUCGUUCGUAACAAAACACAAGCAUAAAUUGCUCGAUACCUCCGAAAUCUUGAGAAUUUAUUUUUUUGCAUCAACUUAUCCUUAGCAAUGGAUAAAAUAAAGAAUCCAUCAUUAUUCUUCAUAGACAUUCCUCCUAAAAUUAACCCAAUUAAGGUUGUAAAAUCCUUGCAUGCUAAUUCACAUAUGCCGAACAGAGACAACGAUACAAUCACUAAUGUCAAAAAAGAAGCAAAGUUUUACGAAGUUGUCAAAAUUUACAGUAUUUUAUUCUAUAUUUCACGCCUUUUUGGCUUUCUCCCUGUAAGAAUUAUAUCAAACAAGGGUGCAACACGGCUUGAAUUUAAAUUAAAGUCGGCAUGGUUCGCGUACUGCGUCAUCAUCACAAUUUUAAUGUAUUUCGCGCUCAUAACCUACUUUCUAAACAGGGAGUUCAAUAUUGACCUUGGUUUCCAAGUAUUUACUCGUGCCGCGGAAUCGGACGGAUUUUUUCAAAACCGACAAGCCCCCACAAAAUCAUCUACGGUCCUCGUAAUUGACCGCGCAUUUCAAGUAAUGCUCCCUAUAUACGGAUUCGUCAAUACGACCUCCGUCCGCAUACAAAUUAACAAAUUUGUCCGCUUUGUCAAUACCUGGUCAGAAAUUUCUAAACAUUUCGACACCGCUUUUGGAUCCGAUUAUGCCAUGAAUUUAAAUUGCUUACUCCAGUUUAAAAAAGGAUUGAGCUUCGUACUAAUCUUCACCUAUUGUUCAACACUCUAUAAAGCCGUCACAUAUCCAGGCCGCAUGUUAACCGAGGAAUUCGCACUGUUUGAUAUAUUUCUGAAAUUUAGUUUCGUCGCAUUUGUCACCACUGCGUUCACGAUUUCCACAGCUAACACACUUUUAAGUUUAGUGACGGUGUGGAUCUUUUACAGAGAGAUCCUACACGGGAUUCGCACCCAGUAUGAAAACGGCAUCCGAAUAACGGAUCGUCACGUUAAUGAGUGGAAAUCCUUGAUUAUUUCGGUCCGAGAACAAGUCAAGAUUUUUGAGGAAAUUAGUUCAAUUCCGGAGUUGAAUGACUUGUUUUUCUUUUUUGUAUCGAGUUUGUGCAUUUCUUACAUGGCAUUUAGCCUCGUCUUGGAGAAUGUGGAGGAGAGUGGAGCCAUGAUCCCGUAUGCUGUGGGUGGUUUGGUAUUUUCCAUGGCGAGGACGUACAUGAAGGGAAGUUUGGCCGAAGUUUUGAAAGAAGAGGAACAAAAAAUUGCAAGGUUUAUAGUAUCCAUGAGACCAGAGGGAGGGCAAUGUUUCCAAGAAAUGGAAAGAGCUGGAGAGCAUUAUAUCGAUUCCAGGGCACGUGUUGAAAUGCAACUAAUUUCGAACAUGAUAUUAACAAAUCCUACCCAAGUUACGUUUGGAAAUGUGAUUGUUCUCAAUAAGAAGUUACUAUUGUCCGUGUGCAGCAAUCUUGCGUCGUAUCUUGUUGUUCUCCUUCAAUUUAAGAGACCAGCAUAAUUUUUAAAUAAGUAUGUAAAUGCCUCAAUAAAUCAUGUGAACAAAAAGAGCUU
Messenger RNA from Folsomia candida, 3285 nucleotides. RefSeq lists its product as uncharacterized. The transcript is spliced from 9 exons. NCBI's taxonomy places the organism in Eukaryota, Metazoa, Arthropoda, Collembola, Entomobryomorpha, Isotomidae. Gene Ontology annotation, cellular component: neuronal cell body; dendrite; membrane. The coding region runs from base 1826 to 3232 and encodes 468 amino acids. The record is from RefSeq and is a predicted model, not a curated record. Gene Ontology annotation, biological process: sensory perception of taste.